CGAUAGAGGGCAUAAAGACAACACACAAAGACAACCUUGCUCGUUUCCAUCCUACUAAAAUGGAAUAACUUUUACGUCUUUAUGUCUGACGGAUUGUUUUGGGCUUUUAAAGGGUCUGCUUUCUUAUUGGUUGCGAUUGGGCUUCUUCACUACGCCAACAGAUGGCGCAAACAAGCCAUCUCAGCGUUUUUAUCGAAUAGAAGAAGACUUCACUUUUUUUAGUUUUGUGUUGACAGCAACUAACAGCUAGCAAUUAGCUGCUUGUGUGAAGAUGUCUGCUGCAGAAGACGACACUGAGCUGAGGGAUCUUCUCAUCCAGAACUUGGAAAACAACGGAGUUCUAAACAAGCUCAAGGCGGAGAUGAGGGCUGCUGUGUUUCUGGCAUUGGAGGAGCAGGAUCGUCUGGAGAACAAGACACCGUUGGUCAAUGACAACCUAAAGAAAUGUCUCAACACCAAAGAUGGUCGUCUGGUGGCCAGUCUCAUUGUGGACUUCCUGCGAGUGUUUCAUCUCGACUUUAGCCUGGCCGUUUUCCAGCCGGAGAUCAACACGCUGAGUGGUCUGGACAGUCGUCAGUUGCUCUGCAGCGAACUCGGCCUGUUGGAGGCAGAGCUGAACACUAACUCACCUGUGCUACUGGAGCUCGUCCGACGAGGGCGGCACAAAGUCACGUCCAUCAUGGCCGCUGAGGUGGUGUUGGACGAGGACAGAAUCACUUCUCCACCUGUCAACAAGCAGGUCGCCAUCUCUGGUGGCGAGGAAGAGGAGCAGCAGGACUGCGAACCCGUUAAGGAGGUGGACAGCAGGCCCAUGUCUUUAGCUCCUGACCUGCGCUUGGGCGUGGAUGUAGACGGGGACAUGGAGGAGCACCAGGAUAAGGAUGAUUCCUUUUUUGAUGACCCUAAGCCUAAACCCCAGAAGACCUAUGGCUGGCAGGGGGACACUGGCGGAAGCAGGCAGCGUCCACCAGUCUUGUUGGCAGAGGCGACACAGAUACCAGAGGGAGGAGAAGGAGGAUGCGCAUCAGAAAAUAUUCACACAUCAAAUUCCAGAGGGAAAGAAUUCCGAGACCACAAGGUCUGCAGCAAAGCUGAUCCAGAGGACGAUGUUGAAUAUGACGACGACUUCAACAGCAAUCGGUCUGAUCUCUACAAGAGCGAGCUGAGCAUCAGCGAGGACAUCGAGGAGGUUUCCAUUGAGGGACCCGAUAACAGCGAAAAGUUGGAGUACACAGUGGACGAGAGCAUCUCUCAGCUGAGCCACAGUCAUGGUGUGGACUACAUGGAGGAGGUGGCCUGAUGAUCUUCUUGUACAGUUUUAAUAAGCCAAUAAAUGUAAAGUCACUUAA
This is a messenger RNA of Entelurus aequoreus (snake pipefish), 1349 nucleotides long. It is a transcript of the gene cep43, whose product is annotated as centrosomal protein 43. Gene Ontology annotation, biological process: microtubule anchoring. Gene Ontology annotation, cellular component: centrosome. NCBI's taxonomy places the organism in Eukaryota, Metazoa, Chordata, Actinopteri, Syngnathiformes, Syngnathidae. The transcript is spliced from 12 exons. The record is from RefSeq and is a predicted model, not a curated record. Bases 272 to 1300 code for a protein of 342 amino acids.